Molecule: messenger RNA, 335 nt
Organism: Hermetia illucens (black soldier fly)
Lineage: Eukaryota; Metazoa; Arthropoda; Insecta; Diptera; Stratiomyidae
Gene: Tom7
Product: mitochondrial import receptor subunit TOM7 homolog
Exons: 2
Coding region: 79-243 (54 amino acids)
Biological process (GO): protein import into mitochondrial matrix
Cellular component (GO): mitochondrial outer membrane translocase complex
Source: RefSeq, a predicted model, not a curated record
GGCGGGUUUGUAGAUGUCAACGUGCGUUCAGCUGUCAAGUCAGGUCGCGAAAGGGUGGUAAUUUCUCGAAAGGCGAAAAUGGAGCUGUCACCUGAUGCAAAGGAACGAUUGGGAAUCGUGUUUGAAGCUGUGAAAACUGUGUUCCACUGGGGAUUCAUUCCAACGGUUAUUUACUUAGGUUUCCGAAAAGGCCCAGAAGCUGGGAUGCCUCCCCUAACAAUAAUGAGUUUGCUGUGGCAAUGAGCGUUUCAAUGCCAUAAUUUAACUCUUAGAUUUUAGGGUAAAAUCCUCAGUGGAUCUAAUUUACAAAUAAAUUGUCUCAUAGUAACCUGGAA